Molecule: messenger RNA, 1968 nt
Organism: Talaromyces atroroseus
Lineage: Eukaryota; Fungi; Ascomycota; Eurotiomycetes; Eurotiales; Trichocomaceae
Exons: 8
Coding region: 1-1968 (655 amino acids)
Cellular component (GO): mitochondrion
Molecular function (GO): oxidoreductase activity
Source: RefSeq, a predicted model, not a curated record
AUGCAGUCAUACCAUAUCAAUACCUAUUCGACACCCCAGGGGUACGAACUAGGACAGCUACCGCGUCCAGAAAUUGAGAAUGCAGAUGAAGUCCUGAUCAAGGUGCACGCGGCCAGCGUGAAUCCCAUCGACGUGAAGAUGGCCAGCGGCGCAGCGAAGAUGAUAAUAUCGCUCAAAUUCCCUUACAAGCCUGGCUACGAUUGUGCGGGAACCGUGGUCGAGGUUGGCUCUCAAGUCACUCGCUUCAAGGUCGGCGAUGAAGUAUACACUCGGCUUCCUGAAAGCACGCGUGGUUCAUGGAGCGAAUAUGCAAAGUCACCAGAGGAGUUCCUUGCGCUGAAGCCGAAAAAUCUGACCUUUGAAGAAGCUGCGUCAAUUCCUCUGACGGCGUUGACGGCAUUCCAAUCUCUGCAAGUUGCAGGCGAUUUGAGCGGCAAGACGGUCUUUGUGCCGGCUGGAUUGAGUGGUACGGGGGCGUAUUUCUGUCAACUCGCCAAGAAUGUCUUCAAAGCCGACAAAGUCAUCACAACGGUAUCCACGGCGAAGAUUCCAAAAGUCCCGGAAUUGCUUGGAGAAGGAGUAGUCGACCAGAUUAUCGACUACACCAAAUCAGACCCCAAGGCCGAAAUCCCCGCCGGCUCAGUCGAUCUCAUGUUCGACACGCUUGGUCUGGCUAUGGAUUACCUCUCCCUGAUACGACCACAAACAGGAUACAUGAUUUCCAUCUCUACCACGCCGAGCGGCGAUCAAUUCGUGAAAGAUGGGAACUUGGAAGUCCCCUUUGUGUUCCGAAAACUGCUCAAUUUCGCCGAUAGCGCGCGUACAUGGCGCGCUUCGCGCUGGGGAGUGACGUAUAAGUAUGUGCUUAUGCGGCCCAAUGGCAGGGAUCUAGAGCAGUUGAAGGAUCAGUGGUCCAGCUUCAUGAUGAAAGACGCCCAUGAAGAAGCCAUCUCCGCGGUCAGCAACUUCUACAAAGUCAUCACCAAGCUCGCAUACAUCGAUCCAGCAGCACUAGUCUAUCCUCCCGGCAGCAGCGAAGCUACAGAUAUUACAACAAGUGGUUGGCCCAACAUCAACACCGCAGAGCUCCGCAAGCGCGGCAAGACGGAUGAAGUUAUCACUCUUCUCCGUUACUUGCCAUACUUGCGACGCCCUGAGUCUCCGGAUAGCAAGAGAAGAUGGAUGGUAGCGCCAGAUACUAUUGCGAUUGCCUACUGCGAUGGCGAGGUCUAUAGCGACCAGUUGGAUGAGAUCCAGCCAACGCCGGGUCAUUGUAUUUGGCUGGCUGAUCCGGCCGGAACAGAGAAUGGAGUGGCGCUGCUCUUGGAUAUGGAGAAUAGUACGAUAACUGAAUAUUCGGUGCGCAUUGAUCGUACCAUCGGUCUCAGUACCGAUGAAUACGAGUUACUAUCACUGGAAGACCGCUGGAUGGCACAUUUUACCUGGCCCAUUGCAAAAUUUUUCGACACUUGGACGCAAAAAUAUGAGAGAUUGGAGUGGAUGCCUGCUUAUCAUGACAGCAGUACAGCAGGAACAGCCGUAUGGUUCAUUAGUCCGACGCGCGGCGAGAAAGAUGUCGACCGCGAGGACGAAGAGGGUGAUUCGGAAGAUUCGGAUGAGAGUUAUGAACCUAGUUCAGAAGACUCAGACGAUGACUAUGAAAGCGAAGAGGACUCAGAUCCUUAUGAAUGGGAUAGUGAGUACGAGAGCGAAGAUGAGUACGAGUUAUCGGACGAUGAGGGCCAAGUCGAGGCUAGUCGUGAAGAAUCUGUGGCAAACGAUUAUCAUCAGUCAAAGAGCGAGUCCUUGAACUGGUUUAGGCAAGAUGUAGGGUUCCAGGUUCGGAUGGGCGAUGGAAAGUCUUUAGAUCCCAAGAGGACUGAUUUGCGGCCCGAAGAGGUCGUUGAGAAAAUGGCUGGCCAGGCCCACUUGAUCGGCAACGCUGUCGACGUCAAUUGUCAGAGCUAG